AUGCCAUCCCUAACAGCGACGGAAACGCUGUCUCAAGGGCCAAUUGUCAAGCGCCAGAAGCUCACCGUGAGCUCUGCAAGCACACCUAAGCGGGGAGCUCAGAAACCUAGGAUUUUUGCUCCGUUCAGAACGGUAGGACUCGUUUCGCCCACGGAUGUUCCCUUUACCACCGUACCGCUCGGGAAGACUACUUUCCAAAUUACUACAUCAGUCGGACGCAGUCUUCAAACAUACGAUCUGAAGAAAGGCCUGCAUUUAGUAUUCCUUACCCGACCACAGACCCCGGAGAUUAUCACGGCCACAACCGCUUGGAACAAUCGAGUACUGGCAGCAUGGGGCGGAGAGGGAUCUAAAUCAUCAAGAGGAAUAUGGAUUUUCCAGCGGGGGAAGAAGGUCGAUGAGCUGGAGCUGCCGAAAGGGACCAAGGAGAAUGUCAAGCAGUUAUUGGCAUUUGGCUCAUGGAUCGUGGGGUGCUGUACCUCGAAGAUUGAAGUGUGGAAGUCAACGACCUUGGAGCACUACACAACACUCCAGGGCGCAUCACCGAGCUUAAUUUCCGGAGGAGUAUGCAACAUGCCCACCUAUCUCAACAAAAUCUUCGCAGGCAGAAAGGAUGGCACUGUCGAAAUAUGGAAUUUGAGCACCGGCAAGCAGCUGUACACUAUCCUACCCGAAACUUCCAAGUAUGGAGCGGUGACUGCUCUGGAGCCGACACCGACCAUUUCUCUUCUUGCCAUUGCGUACGCCUCCGGACCCGUCGUCGUCCACGAUAUUCGUAUGGACAAACAGCUCCUUCGUCUGAACACAGGUGCCUCCGUCAAGUCUCCAAUCACGUCAAUAUCCUUUCGAAGCGAUGGUCUGGGCGCCGGAGAAGAUGGUCGUGAAGACGGAGUGAUGGCCACAGCAAGUAAUGAGAGUGGCGAUGUGACUUUUUGGGAUCUUAACAAAAAGGGUCGCAAAAUGGGUAUCCUUCGCGGAGCGCAUAAUCCCCCAUCGCUAGCCAACGGAGGGAUUGGUGGUGGGAUAAGCAAGAUAGAAUUCUUGGCCGGACAGUCAGUAAUUGUCACGAGCGGGCUAGACAACUCAUUGAAGAGCUGGAUAUUCGACGAAAUUCCUUUCUCAUCUGUCCCUCGGAUUUUGCAUUCUCGCAGUGGCCAUGCGGCGCCAAUCUCACAGUUACAGUUUUUGCCUUCCGAUGCGGAUGGCACAGAUGCUGGCGGGAAGUGGCUGCUCAGCGCUAGCAGAGAUCGGAGUCUCUGGGGAUGGAGUCUACGGCGAGACGGACAGAGUACGGAAUUGAGCCAAGGAAACAUCAAGUCGAAAGCAAAAAAGAUGGGCAUACUAGGAAGUGGCCUACAAAGCCUAGACCCACGCACCACUUUGGAAGAUCUCAAAGCUCCACGGAUAACAUGUAUGGCCUGCUCUCUUAAUCGAGAUGGUGGCAUGGGUGCUGUUCCGGACAGCGGUAAGAUUUGGGACAAUGCAGGCAAGAAUAGAAAAGGCACCAAGGGACCCGAAGCCGGGAAUACUGGCUGGGAGAGCGUAGUAACUGGUCAUGAGGGCGACAAGACCGCGAGGACAUGGUUUUGGGGUCGAAAACGUGCUGGGCGAUGGGCUUUCGAGACUGGAGAUGGCGCGGAGGUUACCAGUGUUACGAUCUCGCCAUGCGGCACAUUUUCGCUUAUUGGGUCAGCGGCUGGCGGGAUUGAUAUGUUCAAUCUUCAGUCUGGCAUUCACAGACAAAGAUUCCCUGCGCGAUUGACUCCUAUCCAAGCUAAACGGCUUAGGAUGGAACAGUUAGAAGCCGAGGAAGGCCUGUUUGCUAUGGAAUCUGGCCCGAAGAAAUUCGCCAGAGGACAAGGCAAGCACACGAAAGCUGUUACUGGCAUCAUCGUCGACAGUCUGAACCGAACCGUCAUUAGCUGUGGCGCCGACGGUAAAGUUAAAUUCUGGGACUUCAAGUCCGGCCUUCUCCUACAUGAGAUCGACUGGUAUCCAAUGACUAGCAUCAUCAGCAUGCGCUACCAUAGACCAAACGACCUCAUUGCGCUAAGCUGCGACGACGGCUCCAUCCGCGUGGUCGACAUAGAGACCAGAAAACUAGUCCGAGAGCUCUGGACAUCCACCACUCACACACAAGUACGACCAGUCGAUUUCACAUUCUCCAACGAUGGCCGUUGGGUCAUUUCUGCCUCUACUGAUUCCACCAUUCGCGUAUGGGACCUUCCAACGGGUCAUAUGAUCGAAGCGAUGAAACUUCGUAGCCCAUGUACUGCCCUUGCCUUCUCGAACACUGGCGAGUAUCUUGCGACAACCCAAGAGGAUAGCGUCGGUGUUCAUAUCUGGACAAAUCGGACGCUCUUUACCCACGUACCUACCCGACAUAUCUCAGAGAACGAGAUUGCAUUCAUCGAUGCUCCCACCGCAUCGGGCGAAGGUGGCGAAGGCAUGCUUGAAGCUGCUGUUGAUGAAGAGGAGAUAACAGAAGAAGUCGGCGAUGAUGAGGCGGUCCUUCCGUCUAUUGAUCAGCUUAGUGAUCGUAUCACGACGCUCAGUCUAGUCCCUAAAUCACGUUGGCAGAACCUUCUUCAUCUGGACGUUAUUCGCGCUCGCAACAAACCGAAAGAAGCCCCCAAAGCACCGGAAAAGGCUCCCUUUUUCCUUCCCGCUCUUAACCAAGACCCUCAUAUCACCGGGAUAGAUUCGUCGACUGCGCUUGUAUCAGCAUCCGCGGAGAAUGCAUCUCGUAUCAUGCCGGCGAAACUAUCGCGUGGCGACUCCUCGACAAACGACUUCACUUCUCUCCUCCGUAACGCUGCUACUACAGGCGUUUCAAUUCCUCUCAUCGUCCACCUCUCUGCUCUUUCUCCGUCGGCUGCUGAUGUCGCGAUUCGCACACUCGAUGCCACACCACCUUAUCCCGAACUUCUCACAUUCAUGCAAGCGCUGACAUCUCGCCUUCGCGAGCGGCGGGAUUACGAGCUCGUGCAAGCUUGGAUGGCUGUGUUCCUGCGAUUACAUGGAGACACCGUAGUACGAGACGCGGAAUUAGUGGCGGCAGUGCGAGAGUGGCAGGCAGAGGCUAAGCGAGAAAGAGAGAGGCUGGGGAGCCUUAUAGGUUUCGCGGUAGGUGUUGUAGGAUGGGCGAGGAGUGCAAGGUCAUGAUGAAGCUGGCUACAAAAGAUGAUUUAUGACUGUUGGAGAUGGAGAUAGGGCGUAGGAGAUAGGGCGUAAUAGAUAGCGUUGGAUAUUGGAUGCCUCGAAAUGCUGCUGAAAGGCUGGAUGAUCAACACGCGAGGAUUGUGAUAGCCUCUGAGCAGUGAAGAGGAUAAGAUUGACUGCCGAUGGUAUUCCAGAUGAGCCUUCCUACACAUGUCG
This is a messenger RNA of Mytilinidion resinicola, 3378 nucleotides long. RefSeq names its product WD repeat-containing protein 36. Gene Ontology annotation, cellular component: Pwp2p-containing subcomplex of 90S preribosome; small-subunit processome. The transcript has 4 exons. The coding region runs from base 1 to 3165 and encodes 1054 amino acids. Lineage: Eukaryota; Fungi; Ascomycota; Dothideomycetes; Mytilinidiales; Mytilinidiaceae. Gene Ontology annotation, molecular function: protein binding. Gene Ontology annotation, biological process: rRNA processing. The record is from RefSeq and is a predicted model, not a curated record.